Triticum dicoccoides is the source of this 5333-nucleotide messenger RNA. RefSeq lists its product as uncharacterized. Gene Ontology annotation, biological process: cell surface receptor signaling pathway; retrograde vesicle-mediated transport, Golgi to endoplasmic reticulum; intracellular protein transport. The coding region runs from base 2800 to 5127 and encodes 775 amino acids. The record is from RefSeq and is a predicted model, not a curated record. The transcript is spliced from 14 exons. Gene Ontology annotation, molecular function: protein binding. Lineage: Eukaryota; Viridiplantae; Streptophyta; Magnoliopsida; Poales; Poaceae. Gene Ontology annotation, cellular component: COPI vesicle coat.
UCCCUGCCCAAGUGCAGCGAGUCCCCGCAACAACAAGAUGCUGGAUCCUGUAAGUGGCAUUAUUGAGGAGGAGGAGAGGGUUGUCCUUUUUUAUCCAACCCAACUACCCAAGGUGAGUAGGUGACACUUCGUUUCUCUCCUUCUAUAAUUCAUAUCCCUCUACUACUAUAGCUCCUACAAAAAGAAAAGAAAAACCCCAAGACUGAACAUGCUUUCCUUUUCCUUUCCUUUUCUUGAUGCUCACCUAACUCGAUCGUGUUCAGUUAGGCCUUUUGGAGGCCGAGCUCCACGGAGCUGGUUUUCAAAAUACGAAUUUCCACUGUUAAAAAUAGUUUGAAAAUUUUUAUAUACACUCUCACACAUGUGUAUUGCGUAUGUGCAAAAAUUCUUAACCAUAUACUUUCACACGUGGUGUACAAAAAAAACAAUAAUAUAUUUCUAGAAUGGGCCGAUUUUUUUUGUUGUUGGGCCGGAAAUUUUCUUUUUCGUACAGCCUACCAAUCACAAGAAAAUCAAAUGAUUUUUUCACACGUGCGUGCGAAAAUCAUAUAAGUUUCCUUGGAACUUUUUUCCAUUUUUUUGAAACUUUUAAAAAUGACUUUUGAACUUUUUUUUUCAAAAUACGAGCUCCCUGGAGCUCGUCCUCCGUUGACAAUUUCCAGAUCGUGUUGCGCUAUAGAGGGGAAAACAUUGCUGCUGUUAUUAUGUUAGCUAAACACUGCUGCUGCUGUUAUUUUCUUCAGAUAGCAAAAUAAACGGCCAGGACAUGACCUUGUACAUGACUUAGUCAAGCUGAUUUCAUAUGUUAGUUAGUUAGCUGAUGAAUAGGCGCAGCCUUGAUCUGGUCAUGGGAUGGCAUGACACGGUGAUGGCGGCAAGUGCGCACACCUUGCCCCGGCUGCUGGCAGAGGCAACCAUUGCGUGUAGGUGGCUGGGAGGAGAGGCCCGGCGACUAGGGGCAGCGGUGGAGGAGUCCCGACGACAAGGAGGCCGCGGCAGAAGAGGGCCCCACCAGAGGAGGGUCCGACCUAGGGUUCGGCCGGGGGGCACUGCAGAGGAGAGGCGGUGAUGACGAGAGCGCGCGGACGCGGCAUAGGAGAACAGCCGUGGCGGCAAGCGUGGCACGGGGGUGGAGGAGGGGCGCGGUGGUGACGAGGAACGGGGUUGUGGGCGAGAGCGGUGGAGAGACUUGAAAUUUGCAUUUUUGGGAGAGGGUAGGGUUGUUUUGGAUGGAGACAGCCGGGGGAUAACUGCAACUUCGAUAGUGGAGGGGGCUACCUGUGACGGGCGUGCUUAACUACCCGCCACCGCAAUAUGCUGUCAAUAGUGGCCCUCGUGAAAGGUCAACUUAGGAUGGUCAGUAGAGCCAGCCCGCCACUGCAAAAGCACGUAUCUGUGGCGGGUGCUCGUGCUCGCCCGCCACAGGUGAGUUAUACAAAAAAAAUUACGAAGGGACCGUAUGUGUGGCGGGCAUCCAAAAGCACCCGCAACUGCUUCUGCACAACUUGUGGCGGACGCACCAUGGCACCCGCCAUAGCUAACUUUUCCAAAGUAACUGUUGUGGGUGCCCUGCCCUGCCCGCCGCUAAUAUGUGAUCACCUAUAAGCCCUUUCCCAUUAGUGUCUUCAUCGUAAUGGAAACACAACACCCCAGGGGAAGCGAAAGAAGUUCAUGUGGCUGACUUUGCGCCUUUUGCACCCGGAGGAGUCUGGUGGUGAGGCUUGAAUGGUUUCUUCCUCAGGCUUCUGAGGACCUUUCCAGUUGUUCUUCCUCUUGGAAGAAUCGACAUGAAAAGCUUCAUCCUUGGCUUGCUUCAUAAUUCUCUCCUCUUCCUGGACAACCUUUAAUUUGCCGUUAUCUCUGCAAGUGUCCAUUUUUUAAGAGAACUUUAGUUGAUCGUAAACUGAUCAAACUGGCCAGGGAACUUUACUUAAUUCACACUUGAAAGCUUUGAGCUUUGAAGAGGCAUUCACCUUCCUCGGAAUAUGCCCUCUCACAUUCCCAUCCAUAUUAUAUUUCUCAAUAAGCUUCGCAAAAAGUUUAGAAUGGAGAAUCUUUCUGAAAACAACUUUGGAAAUGCAAACAUUUUUCGAAUGCAUGAACAAUUUUUUAGAACAUUUUGGUGAAAAGUUUGAACAUAUUUUUCAAAAUGCGAACAAUUUUUUAAACUUGGAACAUUUUUUAAAUGCAAUUUUUUUGAAUAUUUUCUAUAUAUUUAUAAAAUUUCAAAAAUGAAAAGCGAAGGAAAGGGAAAAAAAGAACAGAAAAACUAAAAAAGAUGAAAAUAAAACUUGAAAAAAAAACAGAAAAGGAAAACAAUGAAAAUAUAGAGAAGACAGCUUGUAAGAAGAGUGCGUGGGCUGGGAGUGUAAGGAAUGUGGUCCUUAGUGGGCUGACAUUGUUAUGGCAUCUGGGCCGUGGGCCAGUUCGAGCAGACAGCUUGUAAGAAGCGUGCGUGGGAAGACGACCUGGAAAGCUGGAACGCAAAGUCAUGGUGUACACACGACGAGUCAGCGAUUGGAAUGAUCCAUUUCUACGCGUAUUUGUGAUGGAAUCCCAAUUUGCUUCCUUAACCCCACUUCCGCUCCCACUUGCUCUCUUCCCUUCCCUUCCCUUCCCUUCCCUUGUGUAUCGAUCGGACACUCCGGCGCCGGCAGCGCCUCGUUCGCGCGCGUCCUCUCCUCUUCGUCGGAACAGCGACGGUAGGGGUGCGCAGCGUCGUCAGCUGAGGGGGAAUUUCCACGGUGAUUUUGUAGACCGGCCGAUCGAUCAAUCGGUUGCACUCAUGCGGAGGAAGAGAUGGCCGAUCCGUUCAGCCUCUUUAAGGAGUUCCUGGGGUUUGGGUUCAAGAUCAAGGGUGCGCUGGACAAGGCCAAACACAACGUGGAGGAGUGCCGCAAGAUCGACAACCUCCUGCUCAUCCUGAGGGCCAUCGCCAAGAACCUGCAGGGUUCGCCCAAGAUCAUGGAGGACCACUUGAUGAGGGACACGGCCAAGGGCCUAGAGAAGGCCCUGCAGCGCGCGUCCGAGUUUGUCGCCGAGUGCAAGCGCAAGGGGGUCCUGCGCCGUGCUUUCAACGCCACCGACAUCGCCGAGAAGCUGGGCGGGGUCUGCCUCGAUGUGCUGCUCAACAUGAACGCCCUACUGCUUGCCAACGGUGCCUUGAACAACUCGGAGCUGGCCGAGCUUAAGGAAAUUGUGGCUCAGCUCCGCGCCGACGGUGCCUUGAACAAUUUGCUGUUGACCAAGAUUCUGCAGAUUCUUGCUGAUUUGCCACAAGAGGUGGAAAAAUUGGUGAAGGACAACCAGAUAAGUUCUAAAAUUAAAGACAAAAGGGAGACAAAGAAAACAGCUGUAGCUAGUUCCCAAAACAAAAACAAAGGGGAGGCAAAGGAAACAGAUGUUGCCAGGCCGAAAGGGAAGAUUCAGAAAAACAAGAAACUAGGGGGUAGCACGGUGGUGCCAGAUACUUCCUUACCAGAUGGCUUAGAUGAGUCCGCUUCAGCGGCCAGGGUGGUUGGACAAGGCUCUAGUACUGGUAUUAUCAAUAAGGCAAGGAGCUCUAUCUCCAAGUCGGUGGACAAGGCACAGUCAGUGGGAGUUUCUGCAGCACCAUUCCAUCCGCAGAAAAUAAUCAGCAUAUCCAAGGAACCCGGAGAGACAGGCGGAUAUAAGAUAGACACCUGUUCCUCUGAGACUAGCAAGCUUCUUGAGGUCUACCCGCAGCGGCUUCUCUUCCCCAAGGAGCCAAAAAACAAGGAAACUACUGGAUCUGGAUGCCCAGUGACCCUAACCAACAGGACAAACCGUUACGUUUGCAUCUGGAUUAAACCAAUAAAUGGGCAAUUUACAAAAUCAGAGAUAAUGAAGCCCCAUUCGACUUUGGUUGUGUAUGCGACAAUGAAUAUGCAUGCACAACCUCCCAAAGACACGGUCAAGUUUGAGGUGCUCAUGAUUAUCGUAGAGUCGAAGCAAGACUACGGAAAAUUGGAGUCAUCCAUUUCUGGCAAGCUGAAAAUGGACAGUGGCUUUAUGAAGCAUGUUAAGAAGCUUAAGGCAGAGGUGUAUCGGGCAAUGCUGACACCUAUCACUUGUGAUCUCGCAAGCUGCCAGAUCAUAUCAAGAUCAAUAAAGAGAAUGACCCUGGUGACAUCCAUUGAUGCGCACCCCACUAAGCCAUGGAUUGUGACGGGUCAUGAGGGAGGGGAUUUUUCCAUUUGGGACUACCAGAAGCAGGAAACUGUGAUGAAGUUGCAGGUCAAUGAGGUGCCAGACAAGGGUGCAUGGCAGCGACCUGCCUUUUUUCAACUCAUCAAAGAGAGGUCUGUCCAAGAUUCGGUUUUUUCAGUCAAAUUUACCGCCGAAGGGAAACGGUUGGUAGUGGGGGAUGGUCGCGGAUACAUCUAUGUCUAUGAUUCCACCAACACUAAGCUGCAGGAGGUCAAGAAAAUCAGAGCUUAUGAUAAAAAAUCUGUGAACUCUCUGGCUGCACACCCAGCAAAGCCAUACCUUCUUUCAUCGUCUGCUUUUAGUAGAAAUAUCAAGCUUUGGGACUGGAGUGAGAACUGGAAAGUUCAAAAUUUCGACGUGAAACCUGAGAAUACAUAUUAUGAUGGUGUGCACAGUGUCAAGUUUAAUCCAAGGGACACCAACACUUUUGCUUGUGUUACCGAUGAGGACAGAGUAAAGGUCUGGAACAUCAAAACUUCCAGUCUUGAAACCACACUGAAGGGGCCAUUCGUCAUGGCUGAUUAUUUCUUCACUCGCGGUCAUCAGCACUUGAUGGUUACUUUGAGAUUUGACUCACACAACUCUGAGAUAUGGGAUUUGAAGACACAAGAAGUUGUUCACACUCUUAGCGUGAGUGGGCGUAAAAUGACCUGGGUUGCUUGCCACCCAAAGCUUCCAAUACUGGUUACAAUGUUAGAUGAUGGGACUGUAUGUUUGUGGGAUGCCAGUACCUACAGGCUUGAGAAAAUGGUUCACAUUACCAACAGCAAGUGUCGUGAUUUGGUAUUUGUCCAAGACACAAAUGGCCGACCCAGGCUCGCUAUCGCAUUUAAGACAAGGAUAGCAAUCAUGCAAGUUAAUUUGCCAAUUGCAAAUACAAGCAAUGCAAGUGGAUGAAUAACGGGAACUAACUAGGAACAACCUCCCUGGGGGGCAAGGCAACGGAGGCCAUCACGGAGAUUGGGAUAAUGUAUUUAUGUAUUUGGGGAAUUGAUAUUUCCUCCUGUAAUUAAUCUUGUAAAAAUACUGUUGUGGAUAAGGAUACUUUUGUGAGCAUUGUGAUAUUUUUAUUAUAUUUUUUCUGAAUUUUAUUAUAUUUAUUA